Molecule: messenger RNA, 597 nt
Organism: Apaloderma vittatum (bar-tailed trogon)
Lineage: Eukaryota; Metazoa; Chordata; Aves; Trogoniformes; Trogonidae
Gene: CHCT1
Product: chromosome unknown open reading frame, human C17orf64
Exons: 4
Coding region: 1-597 (198 amino acids)
Source: RefSeq, a predicted model, not a curated record
AUGGAGGGGACGGGCUCUCGGGAUGAAGUGGAUGGAGCCAGGGCAAGGGAUGGCAGCAGGGACUGCACAGCCGGCCAGCCCACAGAGAAGGAUCUGGCUGGCACAGCGACGGAGGCAGCCUUUGUAACGGGCGCUGAGAGUGCUCCACCAUGCAAGACCCUGCUCAUCUGCUGCGCAGACGGCCUUGAUCAAGACACCUUUAAAAUUUGCAAGGAGCUGUUGAGACCCUUUAAGAAGUCACUUAGGAAACUGCACUUGCCCCAGCACCUCCCCACAGAGAAAAAACUGAAGUACAUCAAUGAAAGUUUGACCAUAAUCGGAGACCGCAUCGAUCUGUUCCUCCAGCAGUACUGCAAAGCCUCAGAAGUCCAGCACUGGCAGAGGAAGUUCUGGCAGUUCGUCUCCCUCUUCUCAGACAUGGAGGCAAAGCAACUGCAGAAGCUCUAUAAGUACAUCAAGAACAACCGAAUGGAUAAGGUUAAGGUGAGCAAACAGGAAAGGAAUUACCCCACAAGACGUUUCCGCUACACUAAGGGGAUAACUAUACCAUGCAGCUUACAUGGGCCGAUCUAUGUCAAGGCAGAAGCCUACAACUGA